UACACCUCGUCACUUCGUAUGUCAAUAAAGAAUAGUAACGGCUAAUGAAGGAAGCUCAGGUUAAAGUCGACAAUGAAGAGAAUUUAAUGAUUAUUUACUGUACAUGGACUAGCUGCUAACGUUGCAUCUGUGUCCGGGAUGGUAAUUAUAUUAUCCGUGGGCUAGCUGUAAUGUAUUGAAAAUAAAGUAACUAACAUAUUAGUGUAUCACUUUAUUGUUGUUUACAUGGGUCCAACUCUUGCUGACCGAGCCCUUGGAGCAAUCAUUGGUUCAACUGUCGCCGACGCUGCAGCUCAGCCACUUCACUGGGUUUAUGAUCUACAAAAGCUCAGUGGAUAUUUGGAACCACACCAAGAGCCAGAGUUCCGACCCGAGUCUGCCAACCCGUUCUACAAAAGGGAAACAGGCAGCCAAAGCUGCUAUGGCGAUCAAGCCUUUGUGCUGCUGGAGUCCUUGUCCGAGUAUGGAGGCUUGAAUGUGGAAGAUUUGAAGCUCCGCACAUAUAAGUUCUUCGGGCCAGGAACAGAGUAUGACACGCCUGUCAAUGAUCCGCACCGAAAGAGACAAGGUCCCAGGCCUCAGCUGCCCAUAAAAGGCCCCUGGAGACAAGCAAGCCUAAAAACUUUUUUGAAAAAUGUGGACUUGGGCAAGUCAGAAACAGGAUGUAGCACGGACAAUCAGAUGGAUGGUGUGGCCAAGCUUGCACCCAUCGUGGUGUGUUAUGCAGGAAAGCCCGAGAUGCUGGAGAAGGUGGAGGAUGCUGUGAGGGUCACCCAAAACAAUGAUGCGUGUGUGGCGGUGACUCUUGCUGCCGCAAGGUUCCUGGAGCAUUUCAUUCUGAAUGGGCCUGAUCCUAAUGCACUGGACACAGUGCUGGAGCAGCUUAGUGACCCAAACAGAAAGAAUCCACAGGAGCUGGACAAGGCUGUAGCAGGAUAUAUUCAUCAAGUGAGGGACAAUUUGAACAUGUCCCCAAAGCAGCUACUUCCUGUGGUGUUUUCAAAUACCUGAGGUCUGCCUGGUGCAUUCCAAGCAGCAGUGCAUGGUGUCCUGACGGCCAUGGAUUUCGAGCAGGCCGUGCGGGACACCAUGCGCUGCGGGGGAUGCACCUGCAGCCGGGGCUCCUUCAUUGGGGCAUGUAUCGGGGCCCAGGUUGGUCUUCAAGGGAUCCCAGAUUCAUGGAAGAGCAGGACUUUCAGGUACACCACUGUUUUGGAGUUGGCCAAGAAGAUUGUUGGUCCAGAUGAAGCAUAGACUUCAUUUUUCUUUUUCUUUCUUCCUUUCUUAAUUUUUAUUUUUUCAGUGCCUAAUUCUUUUCCACGGCUCCUGUGAUUGAUGAGACAAUUCAUGAAAGCUUAAACCAAAAUAAAUGGUUUAAACUUGAUUUAUUUGAUCUGUUACAUUACAGCAUGCCAUGUUAUAUUUUACUAAUUCUUUUAUUCUUUGUUCUUUUCUGAAAAUGUUUGAUUGGUAAGAUGGAGGGGUCCUGGGCUUGUGUAAGUCAGUAAUUGUGGACAGGUAAUAAUUGUUGCUUAAUAAUUACAAGUUAAUAAUUGCAGGUUAAUGAUUAUCUGAGAAAAUGCAAUGGCUUCUGUUUUAUUUUAGUAGUAUAUGUACCUCUUCACAUUGGUGGCAAACUUUGCAGCCAAUAUUUCUUGUGUGUACCUGUCUCUAUAGUGAGGUUCUUCAUCAGAGUUGGUUUUUCAUCAGAUACCGUCGUCAGGUAGUCUUCCAUGGUGUUCUGUCUUUUUAGGGUCAGACAACAUUGUAUUUUAUGUGAUUUUUGUUUGUUUUUUGCAAUAAAUUACAUAUUUUUCCCCUUA
Messenger RNA from Electrophorus electricus (electric eel), 1823 nucleotides. RefSeq names its product selenoprotein J (gene selenoj). The record is from RefSeq and is a predicted model, not a curated record. Lineage: Eukaryota; Metazoa; Chordata; Actinopteri; Gymnotiformes; Gymnotidae.